Messenger RNA from Linum trigynum, 588 nucleotides. Lineage: Eukaryota; Viridiplantae; Streptophyta; Magnoliopsida; Malpighiales; Linaceae. The record is from the annotation of a GenBank genome assembly.
AUGAACAUCUUCCGGCCUUGUCAGGGAAGUUCUUUUGCUUGGUCGAGUAUAAACAAAGCAGCCAGCCUCUUGAAAAAAGGGUGUGCUUGGAACAUUCACAAUGGGAAAAGCACUAAUUUUUGGCUGGAUAAUUGGAUUCUGCAGGAACCACUCAUUGAGGCUGCAAGUCAACCAAUUCCUGAGGAGGAGCGAGUUCAGACGGUGGCCUCCUAUAUGGAUGUGAACGGUCGGUGGGAUAUCACUCACCUCUCCCAAUGGCUCUCGACGGAUAUUAUUCAGAAGAUCACUGCUGUGAUGGUUGAUCCUCUUUCUCCGGAUGCGGACCAAAUCUUCUGGAAGGCCUCGGCGAAUGGUCGCUUGACAACUAAGACUACUUACCAGCUGAGUCAGCCUGGGCGAGUAGAGCCGAAUGACCGGAUCUGGAAGGCCAUUUGGAAGCUCCCAACUCCAGAAUGGGUCAGAUGUUUUGCCUGGCUAGUUUUUCUUGGUCGGAUUGCUACCAAUGUGCUUCGGUUUUGCAGGAAAUGCAGUGACUCGCCGGAUUGCGACAGGUGUGAGGACACUCCCGAAACGGUCCCGACUGACUGA